AUUUGUGUUGGUGCCAUGACGCAAAACAAGGAAGACUAACAUGGCGGAGGGCAAUGUUCACAAUGGCUAAACCUUCAUUCAAAGGUGGUUUCUUGAUAAAUACAUGGAGAACCGUAUACGAUCAUUAUGGAGACCUAAGGAUAAACUCAUAAAGUAUCCUUAGUAGUGACAAUGGGCGGAAAACAGAGCACGAGUGCGCCCCGCGUGCGGACAUUCUCGGGAAGUGCACCAGGCACAAGUGGUACAGGUGCAGAAAUGACAUUAGGUGCAACCUCUUCUGCAAGUGCACGUUUGAGGGCCCGGAGUCUGGGGAGUUUCGGGCCGGGUCCAGGGACAAUGACAAUACCCAAUUCUAACGGAAACACGCGGGGAGCUGGCUCUCCCGACUCCGAUUCUAGCUCACCAGAGGAAGGUCCUACGUUUGCGGGACGAACUGUCCCCCAUUCAUUACCCCUUCAUUUAUUUGCACUUCACGGAAUCAAAUGCCCUGUAUGUUCCAAGUUCAUACCACCUGAUGACAUAGAAUGUCACCUUGUCCUCUGCCUCACCAAGCCUCGCAUUAGUUACAAUGAGGAUGUGUUGACGGAUGAUAAGGGCGAAUGUGUGAUAUGUCUGGACGACCUGGAGAAGGGGGACACCAUCGCUCGACUACCAUGUCUAUGUAUAUACCAUAAAGGAUGCAUCGAUAAGUGGUUUGAGAAGAACAGAUCUUGUCCAGAACACCCAGCAGAGUAACACAGGGGGGGCAUAGUUCAUAUAUCAUACUUUCAUCAUAUGGUUAUUUUAUUGGGCUUUCAAUGGACAUAUAUAUAUAGAUACACAUAAGUUAUGUUUUUGUAUGAUUUUUAGCUCACCUGUUCCAGAGGUGAGCUUGUGUCAUGGCACUUCGUCCGUCUUCUAUUGUCUUUCAACUUUUCAUGUAAAUCCCUACUAGUCAAAAACUGCUGAGCGGAUUUGGACUAAAGGUCAGAAGCAUUGUUGGGUGAAGGGGAAGCAAUUUUAUAUAAACAGUGGGUCUCAAUCCCUGGUCUGGUCUGGAGCAUUGUUGAGCAAAGGAUAUUUAACUGUUGCAUAUAUGGAGGGUAUGGCUUCCCUGGGGCUGGCAGGGCCGGGCCCAGUAGGGAAAAUGUAGCUGAAAAUGCAACAAGCCAUCAUCUUCUUUUAGAAUGACAAAAUUUGGUCAUUUGGUUUGAAAAAUUGUUGAGAGAGGAAUUUCAAAAUGUAAAAUUUUGUAAUCUAAUUUGAAUUUAGUCAUGAUUACUGAAAUAUCAAGGUGAGUGAUACAGGCCCUCGUGGCCUCUUGGUUUUUUUUGUGUCUGAACUGAUGCACAAACUUGCUGUGCAGUUACUGUAAGGUAGAAAAAUGUUUUUGACUUGAGAAAAAAAUGUUGACCAUGUCCAUUUGGUGUAUAGCAUCUCCACUGUGUAUUGUAUGGUAAUAUAAUAAACUGAAUGCUUUAUUGUUGUGGUGAGCUCAUCCAAUUUGACUAUCUUCUCAGGAUCAAUCACAAGCAUUUUUAUUGUCUUUUAAAAAAAAGAAAUUCAUGAUAUUGGGAUCUUACUCUAUCCAGCUGUGCCCAGAAAGAUUAAGGGGAGAUAACUCUGUGACACUUGUGAUUUUAAAGUGAAGUGGAAGAUGAAGGAAAAUAGAUACAUUGGUACCAAAGAGAGGAUCCUUGGAUAUUCAAACUAGGUUGAUAAAAGACCUGCUCAAACAUUCUGUAUUUUAUUUAUUCAUUCAUGCAGAUCAUGUGGCAGAAUUCCUUAUAAGCUCGGCACUGUGUGUUCUAAUACAUCAAAGAUACCUGUGGCCAUACAAGGUACAAAAUUAGGAAAAACAUUUCCUUCGCAAAAUUUAAAUGGCUGUGACCUUUACUCUGCUUCCAGUAGUUUGUAGUUUGUCCAUUCACAUAGACAAUGUCUGGACAAGAUUUGAAUGUUUUACAGUUGAAAGAAAAUUCAGAAAAAUUCUUUUAGAAAUUAUUUUAAGUCAGCAUUCUCUGUAGAGAAUAGAAGUUGUGCUACGUAACAUAUAUUGGCUUGUCUAGUCAUUUAAGUAUUUGGUCGCCAUCAUGAUGUGCCCAAGUAAUGAACUUGAAUUAAAGGGAGAUAACUCCAGAUUUGCAUGACUAAGAUCUGGUCCGAUACUUGUAAACAAUGAUGUGAAGAUUUGUAAUGGUGUUGAUUUUAGUGGGUUUUUUUUUUUUUUUUUUUUAAUUUGGAUUCAUUUUGAUGUGUAAUAUGUACAUUUCUGAUUGUUUAAUUUUUAUGGAAAAAAAUCUGCAUGAAAUCUAAUAAUCUAACAUAUUUUUUAAAACAACUUAUAUUAUUCAGAUGAAUGUUUUGUUAUAUGACUGAAAAACAUUUUCUUAAUUUGACAAAAUUUUAUUUCCUUGUUCAUCUAUAUAAGGUUGUUGAAAGUGAUUUGAAGAUUUCAAAAAUAGACUAAUAUGUCAUCCGUAAAUCAUUUCAAAAUUUGUUGGUUUUUAGAAAUCAUAAUUUUCACAUGCACAUAUUAUCAUCAUUCUUAUCAUACAAAACUGACUUAAUAUUCCAUAUCUUAAGUACUUCUGAAAAAGUUAAAUACAUACCCAACAGUGAAAAUGAUUUGUCUCAAAGAAUUUAUUUCUAGUGUCACAUCAUAUUAGUCAUAAGAUUGACAGUUUACUUUUAAUGUUGUACCAAAUAGGUAUAUAUUGUUGUUUAAUUGAUUUGAUCUGGAUCCAGUUUGACAAAUUCUUUUUAUAAGGUUUUAUUUUUCCCACAGGUUUUUUCAAUAAAGUUCAUCCAGCCAAAGAAAUUGAAUGUAAAAAAAAACUAGAAAAAAUACUAAUUCAGGGUGUGAGUUUUAUUUCAAAGAGUAGAUUUAUUUACUGACUGGCUUAAGCUUCAUGCAACAUAACAUUUGAUGCAGUAUAAUAUGAGGCAUGUUGUGUUUAGAUCCAUGAGUUGAGAGAAUUUAUCUACACCCAGGGAUAUUGAGGAUUUUCCAAACUGUUGGCAACAAAAAUGAUAGUAUAUUACUGUGUAAUAGUUCCUAAUCAAAUCUAUAUCAGUUUUAUGACAUACAAUGUAUGAAAUGCUCGAGUUACUUUUUGGUUAAGAUACUGGUUUCUGACUUCGCAUUUCCUUAUUGCCUCAUCUGUAACAUCCAUUUGGACAAGGAAAUAUAUUAGUAUGAUCUGAAUUGAGUUUGAGUCAAACAAACACAUUUAAGGGCACAGGAACUUGUCACAAAUCUCUGUGGUUAAAAGUAACGAUUUUUUAAAGAGUAAAAUAACCAUCUUCAACCUAAUAAGUGCACUGUUACAAAACCAUGUGAUGGGGAAAGUUUCCAUUUGAUAUUAAGAGAGUAUUUGGUUAAAAGACUUUCAAAGAUUUUAUUGGCAGAUUAAUGUAGUACGGAACUUUUCAUGUUUUAUGCACCAUCCACCAGGUGAGCUUAUUAGGUCGAAUACGGUAUUUGAACAUAUAGCUCUGUUAGGAAAUUAAAAGAAUAUUCUUGUCAGUUUGGUAUGUUCAUAAAUCAUUGUAUGUUCAUUCUGUAUAAUAUUUUACAAUUUGGUGUGUUGUAUUAAAGGAUCAUACCAAAACACUGUUGCAUAUCAUAUUAGCUCGAGGUACACGAAUAAUAUGCAGAUAUUUCAUAGCACUAUCGAAGGUGCCAAAGUCAUCGUCAGAGAUAUGUUGUUUGAAUCAUGAAACAACAUUUAGUGCAAUGUUUAACGACAAACUGUAAAUGUACUGUGCAAUUAUAUCGGCAGUAAAGUCAGAAUUACUGAUAGUGUUGCAUUGUUUGUAAUUUCAUAUGGCCCAUUGUUUAUUCCUUGUGCUGUGAAAUGUAUCAGUGAGUCUUUGCACUAAAUUUUCUACAUGCGAAAUGGACUUUUUGGUUACAAUCAACAUUAUUCACAUCAUUUCUGAAAAAUGUCAUGAAAAAUACCACGAAAUCAUCAUAAAUGAGUACAUUGUAACUUAGCGAGAAAGUUGUAUCUGUUGCAUCAAGAUUCUCCAGAGAAAACUUGUGUACAUUGAAAUUCUGUGAGAAAUGUACUGACUAAUUCUGAUAACAGUAUCUUCAAACUCAUGUUUAAUAUAGAUUCGAUACAUUGUACAGAUCAUUUGAGAGAGAAAUAAAAAUGUUUCGACAGAGAAAAUAGUGCCUGUGAAAAUCAUAAUGUUAACCUAAGAACUGAUGUGGUGCUUUCUAGGAAGUUUCAUGUGAUUUAUAGAGAGCUUGCAAAAUUCUCCCAAAAACAACCGUAAUUGAUACUUUUAAUUGAUAUCUCUAUAAAUCUACUAGCAACAUUCAAUUUUAUUAUCAGAUCAUGAUCAUUAGAUGAAGAUAUCAAGCCUCUUGUUAUUACACCUUGUGCCAAUCAUAAGGAAUCAAUUUAAAGUGCUUUUUACCACAAAUUCACAGAAGUCUUUUGUUUUCUUUAGCUGUUCACUUCUAACACAUCGGAGAUUCUGUUUAUCAUCUGCUCUGAGCAAAAAAGUGUAUGAUUACAUGUUUUGUGAGUAUUUUCAUUAGAUAUAUUCCAAGUUUUCUAAAAUCUUGUCUAUUCUGUGGAAUCGUUUAUCGAUUGACGAUUUUUAAGCCAGAUUGACAGACAUCUUUGUAUGUCUAUGUAACAGAAUCUAAAACUAUUUCGAGUUAACUUCGGACAGUUAGCUUAUACGAAAACAGUGCUAAUCUUAAGACAUGAUACCUUUAUAUAUACUAUUUUUAGUCUCACCAGAGCCCCACUCGAUUUGCACUCUUCUCCUUCUAGAGUAUAUCUUCCGGUCACUCGAUUUUUAGCUCUUCUGCUUCUGGAAGAUCUUAAAGCUUCUAGCUCUUCCAUCUCGAAGCUGGAAGAUUUAUCUUCGAAGAUGGCGGCGACCAAUAAUUGUUUUAAGUGUGCGAGUGAUGAGUUUCACUAGAGAAGGAUAUAUGACACAUACAUGCAUGUGUUUGUGUCAUAGUAUUUGAGAAAACUUAAAAACUUGUUUAUUUUGGGUUAUAUUCUCCCGGUUUACUCGAUUUACAUAUAACGGAAUGCGAUCUUCUUAGAAGGCUUCUCUUCUGAGAAGAGUGUAAAUCAAGUUGGGGCUCAGCAACCUGUUACCUGAAGAACGAGAGGUCAGCUGACUAAGCAAAAACCAUUCAACACAAAUUUUGCGUGAUGACUUCUAUAUUCAUCAGUAUUUGAUACAAAGUUAAAAUUUGAAAAAUAAAAUCCCUCUCUAUCAAAAGAGAUAUACAAUCCUCAAGUUUCUCGGUAUACAUCAUGUUUCAAUACUGUAAACCACUCACUUACCGUCAAUAUGGUAGUUUUUACCUUCAAUAAUGUAACUUUAGCAUCGGUGUGAUAGUUGAAAUUUAAAAUUUAGCAAAUCUGCUGCAGACUUCAGCUACACAGAAAGUUUCAAAGAAAUCUUAUUAAUGUGUUUUGGUAUGUCGGGUGACUUUAAAUUCAGCAUCAGUAGCUUAUAAAAUCAAUCGCAUCCGACAAUGUAUAAAUCGAUCACCAUAUUGUUUUAAUGUUACAGACUUAGAGAGGUAGCAAGUCUAUAUUAAGUAACCUUUUCAUGUCAUAUCGUUUCUUAUCAUAACUUCAUAAUGUAUAUUUUUGCAAAAAUAAAAGUUAAGACUAUGAUCAGGUACAGCUAUGAUUUGUGUUUGUUUUAAUAUAUGUACAAUCAAAACUAUAACAUGUGCUGUGUACAAUAUUUACUGUUAGAUAAUAUAUCUUUUUAAUUUAUAUAAGGAGUGACGUUUUGUUCUGUCAGGUAGAUUUUGCUUUGUAGAAUUUCAUGUGAAUACUGGUUGCCAUUAUUAAAACAAUGAUAACAUUUUUCUGAAGACGGUUGAAAACAAAAUUACUUUUAUUAUCUCGAUUGCAUUACCAUUGUGGUAGUGACGUAACACACUUUUAUUAUUUGUGAAGUAUUUCUCUAUUUUUCUUCUUGCUUUUGAUAUUAGCAUUCCAGAAUUUAGUAGCCCUAUAUUGGGAACAAACUUUGAAGACUUGCAUAGCUUUACAAUAUCAGGCGUUACUUUUUCAUAGGAAAGGGGAAAAAUAGAUGAUUUUAUCAGUUUUCAUAUGAAAAUAUAUUAACAAGUGGAUUGUCUCCAUUCUUGGUAAUAUGAAAAUCUGUUGUGUACAUGUGUAUUUAUUUUAAUGGUAUGUCAGAAGUGUUAAGAUUAUUUUAAAGAUGAAACUGUCUAAACUAACUUUAGGACCAUGUACAACUUUGUCGAAACUGUAUUCCUGGUAUCGUAGAGAUGUUCACAUAAUGAUUCCAAUAUUUCUCAUUUGUGACAUACAGUUUCAUAACAUCAUGUUUUAUAUACAUAUUCUUCCUCUAGAAAGAACUGCAUGUAUCGUGAAAAUGUGUGUGUCGCAAUUCUACCUAUUAUGAAUCACUACUUUUUCGUAAUGUACUCCUGUAUAUUUUAGCGAAAAGAGUUAUUUUAUAAUGUGAAUUUAAAUACAUCACAAAUAUUUAUUCCAGCACGUACAAUAAGUGGCUUAUAUAUCCUGUAAAUGUUCCUUUUUCACGAUUUGAAAUCCCCGUCGAUAGGUUUGAAAUAAAAUCGUGAAAUAAAUUCACAAUACUGUUAUCUGUUUUUAUCCAUAAAGUGGGCAAAAAAUGUUCUUUGUUAUACUGUGUCUUGUGAUAGGGAACUUCAGUCUUGGCUUUACCAAUGUGAUAUUCACUAAAUAUAUUACCAGAUAUUUGCUUAUGAUUUAAAAAAAAAAUCAUGUUUAUGAGCAUAAUAACUAUGCUUUUACUAAAUUGCUCUGAAGCUUGUAUACAAAUUGCUUAUAAAUUGUUUGUAGUUGCUUUUUUUCUAAAGAAAAACGAGGUGUCUGUAUCGUCUGUUGUAGCCCUACAGCACACGCUUCUUAAAGUACUAGUCUAGGUAUAUUAAGCUGUACCGACAUGUAUAGUUUUCAGAUGUAAAAACAAGCAAUAGACGAAACUGUACAAUGUAAAAAUAUUGCGUAAUAAAAUUGUGAAGAGUAAAAUUGA
Pecten maximus is the source of this 7023-nucleotide messenger RNA. Its product is annotated as E3 ubiquitin-protein ligase ZNRF2-like. The coding region runs from base 172 to 735 and encodes 187 amino acids. The transcript has 4 exons. The record is from RefSeq and is a predicted model, not a curated record. NCBI's taxonomy places the organism in Eukaryota, Metazoa, Mollusca, Bivalvia, Pectinida, Pectinidae.